GGAGGCGGCGCGGGCGGCGGCGCGAGCAGAGGACGAGCCGGGACGCGGCGCCGCGGCAGCAGGGCGAGCCGGGCCGCCCGACCCGCCGGGCCAUACGGCAGAGCCACCUGAAGGCCAGCGCAGAGGCAGCAACUCUCCUCGGGGGCUUGACAUCAGGAUCUAUGUUUAAGUUUUAGCUCUUGCUUACAAAGACCACAACAACUCCAUCUCUGAAGCCCAGCAGCUCCACAGAACCCUCGAAGCCCCAGCCUGCCUCCCACUGCCUAGCUGCCAGCAAUGCCCUCCAGCGGCCCCGGGGACACCAGCAGCUCCACUCUGGAGCGGGAGGAUGACAGAAAGGAAGGAGAGGAACAGGAGGAGAAUCGUGGCAAAGAAGAGCGCCAGGAACCCAGCACCACGGCCCGGAAGGUGGGGAGGCCUGGCCGGAAGCGCAAGCACCCACCGGUGGAGAGCAGUGACCCACCCAAGGACCCUGCAGUGACCAGCAAGUCUCAGCCCAUGGCCCAGGACUCUGGCUCCUCAGAUCUGUUACCCAAUGGAGACUUGGAAAAGCGAAGUGAGCCCCAACCUGAGGAGGGGAGCCCAGCUGCAGGGCAGAAGGGUGGGACCCCAGCUGAAGGAGAGGGAACUGAGACCCCACCAGAAUCCUCCCGAGCUGUGGAGAAUGGCUGCUGCACAACCAAGGAGGGCCGUGGAGCCUCUGCAGAAGAGGGCAAAGAGCAGAAGCAGACCAACAUCGAAUCCAUGAAAAUGGAGGGCUCCCGGGGCCGACUGCGGGGUGGUUUGGGCUGGGAGUCCAGCCUCCGUCAGCGACCCAUGCCAAGACUCACCUUCCAGGCAGGGGACCCCUACUACAUCAGCAAACGGAAACGGGACGAGUGGCUGGCACGAUGGAAAAGGGAGGCUGAGAAGAAAGCCAAGGUGAUUGCAGUGAUGAAUGCUGUAGAAGAAACCCAGGCCUCUGGGGAGCCUCAGAAGGUGGAGGAGGCCAGCCCUCCUGCCGUGCAGCAGCCCACUGACCCUGCGUCUCCUACUGUGGCCACCACCCCUGAGCCAGUGGGGGCUGAUGCUGGGGACAAGAAUGCCACCAAAGCAGCUGACGAUGAGCCUGAGUAUGAGGAUGGCCGGGGUUUUGGCAUUGGAGAGCUGGUGUGGGGGAAACUUCGGGGCUUCUCGUGGUGGCCAGGCCGGAUUGUGUCUUGGUGGAUGACAGGCCGGAGCCGAGCCGCUGAAGGCACUCGCUGGGUCAUGUGGUUUGGAGACGGCAAGUUCUCAGUGGUGUGCGUGGAGAAGCUCAUGCCACUGAGCUCCUUCUGCAGUGCGUUCCACCAGGCCACCUACAAUAAGCAGCCCAUGUACCGCAAAGCCAUCUACGAAGUCCUCCAGGUGGCCAGCAGCCGUGCUGGGAAGCUGUUUCCAGCUUGCCAUGACAGUGACGAAAAUGACUCUGGCAAGGCUGUGGAGGUGCAGAACAAGCAGAUGAUUGAGUGGGCCCUUGGGGGCUUCCAGCCCUCUGGUCCCAAGGGCCUAGAGCCACCAGAAGAGGAGAAGAAUCCAUACAAGGAAGUUUACACAGACAUGUGGGUUGAGCCUGAGGCAGCUGCGUAUGCACCACCCCCACCAGCCAAGAAGCCCAGAAAGAGCACCACAGAGAAGCCUAAGGUCAAGGAGAUCAUUGAUGAACGCACAAGAGAGCGGCUAGUGUAUGAGGUGCGGCAGAAGUGCAGAAACAUCGAGGACAUUUGUAUCUCAUGUGGAAGCCUCAACGUUACUCUGGAGCACCCACUCUUCAUUGGUGGCAUGUGCCAGAACUGUAAGAACUGCUUCUUGGAGUGCGCGUACCAGUACGACGAUGACGGGUACCAGUCCUAUUGCACCAUCUGCUGUGGGGGGCGUGAGGUGCUCAUGUGCGGGAACAACAACUGCUGCAGGUGUUUUUGUGUCGAGUGUGUGGAUCUCUUGGUGGGGCCAGGAGCUGCCCAAGCAGCCAUUAAGGAAGACCCCUGGAACUGCUAUAUGUGUGGGCACAAGGGCACCUAUGGCCUGCUGCGGAGACGGGAAGACUGGCCAUCAAGGCUCCAGAUGUUCUUUGCCAAUAACCAUGACCAGGAAUUUGACCCUCCAAAGGUUUACCCACCUGUCCCAGCUGAAAAGAGGAAGCCCAUCCGGGUGCUAUCUCUGUUCGAUGGAAUUGCUACAGGGCUCCUGGUGCUAAAGGACCUGGGCAUCCAAGUGGACCGCUACAUUGCCUCAGAGGUGUGUGAGGACUCCAUCACGGUGGGCAUGGUGCGGCACCAGGGAAAGAUCAUGUACGUCGGGGACGUCCGCAGCGUCACACAGAAGCAUAUCCAGGAGUGGGGCCCAUUUGAUCUCGUGAUUGGUGGCAGUCCCUGCAAUGACCUUUCCAUCGUCAACCCUGCCCGGAAGGGACUUUACGAGGGUACUGGCCGGCUCUUCUUUGAGUUCUACCGCCUCCUGCAUGAUGCGCGGCCCAAGGAGGGAGAUGACCGCCCCUUCUUCUGGCUCUUUGAGAAUGUGGUGGCCAUGGGCGUUAGUGACAAGAGGGACAUCUCGCGAUUUCUCGAGUCCAACCCUGUGAUGAUUGACGCCAAAGAAGUGUCUGCUGCACACAGAGCCCGUUACUUCUGGGGUAACCUUCCUGGUAUGAACAGGCCAUUGGCAUCCACUGUGAAUGAUAAGCUGGAGCUGCAGGAGUGUCUGGAACACGGCAGAAUAGCCAAGUUCAGCAAAGUGAGGACCAUUACCACCAGGUCAAACUCCAUAAAGCAGGGCAAAGACCAGCAUUUCCCCGUCUUCAUGAAUGAGAAGGAAGACAUCCUCUGGUGCACUGAGAUGGAAAGGGUGUUUGGCUUCCCUGUCCACUACACAGAUGUCUCCAACAUGAGCCGCUUGGCGAGGCAGAGACUGCUGGGCCGAUCGUGGAGUGUGCCGGUCAUCCGCCACCUCUUCGCUCCGCUGAAGGAAUAUUUUGCUUGUGUGUAAGGGACGUGGGGGCAAACUGCAGUAGUGAUGAUAACAAAGUUAAACAAACAAACAAAAAACAAAACACAAUAAAACACCAAGAACGAGAGGACGGAGAGAAGUAUCAGCACCCAGAAGAGAAAAAGGAAUUUAAAACAAACCGCAGAGGAGGAAAUGCCGGAGGGCUUGGCCUUGUGAAAGGGUUGGACAUCAUCUCCUGAGUUUUCAAUGUUAAUCUUCAGUCCUAUUUAAAAAUCAAAAUAGGCCCUCCCCUUCUUCCCCUCCUUUUCCUAGGAGGUAAACCUUUUGUUUUCUACUCUUUUUCAGAGGGGUUUUCUGUUUGUUUGGGUUUUUGUUUCUUGCUGUGACUGAAACGAGGGUUAUUGCAGCAAAAUCAGUAACAACAGAAAGUAGUGAUACCUUGGACAGGAAAGGGAGAGAGGAAAAAUUCUAUAAAAAUUUAUAUAUUUUU
Molecule: messenger RNA, 3454 nt
Organism: Arvicola amphibius (Eurasian water vole)
Lineage: Eukaryota; Metazoa; Chordata; Mammalia; Rodentia; Cricetidae
Gene: Dnmt3a
Product: DNA methyltransferase 3 alpha
Exons: 23
Coding region: 277-3003 (908 amino acids)
Biological process (GO): negative regulation of DNA-templated transcription
Cellular component (GO): cytoplasm; nucleus
Molecular function (GO): DNA (cytosine-5-)-methyltransferase activity
Source: RefSeq, a predicted model, not a curated record